AUGGCUCAUGGCUGUAUAUCCAUCGACGGCAUUUAUUAUACAACACCCAAAAUGAAGCUUGCCUCUACGUCCGACAAUACCCAAGUUGUUGCCCCUCUCCUCCUACCGCGGGACUGCGAGCACUCCCCGGAAGACCCGAGUCCGCAAAAUGGAUCCAUUACCGGAGCGGUGUUCAACAUAUCAACCACCAUGAUCGGUGCGGGAAUCAUGUCGGUUCCGGCGACCAUGAAGGUGCUGGGCUUAAUUCCGGGGUUCGUGGUGAUUGUGUUGGUGGCAGUGAUAACAGAUAUAACGGUGGAGUUUAUGUUAAGGUACACAAGCUCCGGGAAAUCCAUUACCUAUGGGGGCAUGGUGGGCGAGUCAUUUGGCUCUAUAGGAUCCCUUGCUGUCAAGAUUUGCGUCAUCAUAACCAAUCUUGGUAUCCUUAUCAUCUAUUUCAUUAUUCUUGGAGACGUGCUCUGUGGAAGUGAGUCCAAAGGAACCACACACUUGGGUGUUCUACAAGAGUGGUUUGGCAUCUACUGGUGGACCUCUCGCAAUUUUGCACUUCUUAUAGUUGCUCUCUUAAUGCUUCCACUGGUUAUGUUACGGCGAGUUGACUCACUCAGGUAUAGUUCUGCAAUAUCAAUCCUUCUAGCAUUGGUAUUUAUUGCAAUAUGCUCAUCAAUGGCGCUUAAUGCAUUAUGGUCCGGCAAAACUCAAUCACCGAGGAUACUACCAGAUUUCUCUCAAGUCACUGUCCUUCAACUUUUUACUACUGUCCCAGUUUUUGUGACGGGUUUUGGAUUCCAUGUGAACGUUCAUCCAAUUAGAGCAGAGCUUGGAAAACCUGCAGACAUGUGUUUGGCUGUGCGGAUUUCGUUGAUAAUAUGCGUUUUCAUUUACUUUGCUAUUGGCUUCUUUGGGUACCUAUUGUUUGGGGAUUCCAUCAUGCCCGAUGUGCUGGUAAACUUUGACCAAAACUCCAAUACAAGUGUUGGUCGAUUGCUCAAUGACAUUGUUCGGUUAAGCUAUGCACUCCAUCUUGCGCUUGUGUUCCCCAUUAUGAGCUAUUCCUUGAGGGCCAACAUAGAUGAACUAGUAUUCUCAAAAAAAAACAAGCCUGCCCUGGCAUUAGACACACCAAGAUUUGUGUCUCUUACUCUGGCUUUACUAGCCCUCUCAUACUUGGUGGCCGUGGCCAUCCCAAACAUCUGGUAUUUUUUUCAGUUUUUGGGAUCCACAACCGUUGUUUGUCUAUCAUUUAUAUUCCCUGCUGCAAUCAUUCUAAGGGAUAUGUAUGGCAUAUCAACCACAAAAGAUCAAGUCAUGGCAAUAGUGGUGAUUGUUUUGGCUGUAGUGACAAGCGGAAUUGCUAUAUGGACUAACUUGUAUGGUUCAAGUGCUGAUCAGCCAUAG
This is a messenger RNA of Gastrolobium bilobum, 1398 nucleotides long. Its product is annotated as amino acid transporter AVT6C-like. Gene Ontology annotation, biological process: amino acid transmembrane transport. The transcript has 5 exons. The record is from RefSeq and is a predicted model, not a curated record. Lineage: Eukaryota; Viridiplantae; Streptophyta; Magnoliopsida; Fabales; Fabaceae. Gene Ontology annotation, molecular function: amino acid transmembrane transporter activity. Bases 1 to 1398 code for a protein of 465 amino acids.